AACGGGCGGCGGCGGGGAGCGGCGCCAUGGUGAAACCGCUGAGGGAUCGGGAUCGGGAUCGGGAUCGGGAUCGGGAUCGGGAUCGGGAUCGGGAUCGGGAUCGGGAUCGGGAUCGGGAUCGGGAUCGGGACCGGGAUACUGCCGAGGGUCCCGGUCCCAUGGUGAGCCCCCCGCUCUCCCCGCAGCCCGCUGCGGCACCAGCCGACGGCUUCGCCUCCUCAGACGAUGAGGCCGCCGAGGAGGAACCGAGCCCGCUCCACAUCUCCUGGUUGUCUUUGCCUCCUCUCUACUCUUCGGAGUUCCUGGGAUUGUGCUCCCUUCCAGGUUGCAGGUUUAAGGAUGUCAGAAGAAAUCUUCAGAAAGAUAUAGGAGAACUAAAGAGCUGUGGGAUCCAGGAUAUCUUUGUGCUUUGUACCAGAGGAGAGCUCUCAAAAUACCGAGUCCCAAACCUGAUCGACGCGUACCAACAGCACGGGAUGUGCGUGCACCACCACCCCAUUCCUGAUGGGAAUGCUCCUGACAUUGCCACCUGCUGCAAGGUCCUGGAAGAGCUCAGAACCUGCCUGGAAAAUAAGCAGAAAACAAUGAUACACUGCUAUGGUGGCCUUGGACGCUCGUGCCUCGUGGCUGCCUGUCUCCUGCUCCAGCUCUCAGACACCCUGACACCUCAGCAGGUGAUAGAGAGCCUCAGGAACCUGAGAGGAUCGGGGGCCAUACAGACCAUCAAGCAGUACAAUUUCCUCCACGACUUCCGCGAGAACCUGGCUGCACACCUGGCAACAAAGGACCCGGCGCUGAGAUCGGCAUCGCGGUAGCUGAUCCUGCCGCGGGCAUCUUUGUGUCUGUGGAAACUCCCGGACAAGAUCCCUCUCUCCUGACCUUUCCUCAGUGCCACUGCCUGUGUGACACAGCUGCUGCCUUCCAAAUCCGUGUGUAAAGCGCUGGGAUGGGGAAGAAAAUCCUGGAGAACAUGUAGCAUCUUCCUCUCUUUGCUGACUUUAAUACUCACUGCCUGAAAAAUGCACGUGUAAGUGUGUUUGUGUCCAUUGCUGUUCUGCUGGGAUAAUGGAGCCGGGUAGAAAUUCCAUCUCUGGAGCUGUUUAAAAACACCCUCUCACCCUCAGCUCUGCUGUAAAGCAAAGUCAAGCUGGAGCACUCAGCCCUAACGAGCUCCUAACAACUCGUUCUAAAAUGUCACAGCUCUGCUCAGUGUGUUGAGGGGUAUUUGGGAAGGAAUCCCCUCAUUCCAGAAGCAGGUGUUGUACACAAAAUCUGUGACAAACCCAGCAGGGGGUUGCAGGUGACUGUGGCAGGAAUGCACUGCUGCAGCUGCGUGGGUGAGCUGGCACGGCCCUUCUGCCUGCUGCCACCAUGGAGAGUAAACAAUCAGCUGUGGGCUGCGAGGAUCUCACAGGAGCGGUCCUUGAACAGUCCUCAGCCCUCCCGUUUCACUACUUCCAUUCAUAAAAGCAAGAUGAAACAGCUCCUGGCUUUUGAUAAAGUUCAGGACCUUCUCAAGUCAGUAGCUGGGAUGAGACUCCAGACAGCACCAGGGGGAUGGAGUUGAACAAGUCCCUGCUUUGUGAACGUCAGAAUUUAUCUUUUAACAUUUGAACUUUGAGCACAAAGGUGAUUUCUGCAGAUUAAUUAGUGUUUACUGCCAUUCCCUGCCCCACUCUUACAGCAAACAACAGGAACUUUACCAGUUGCCACAACAUCGAAUCAUUUACAGUAAACACCCUGUCCCAAAUGCGCUUCAGUACUUAAUCCUUGAAACGAAUGGUUUUCAGAUAUUAAAUAUUUAAAACGUGACUCAGCAGGAAGCUUGCUGAGGGCAUGAGAAGUGUUCUUUAUUUUCUCUGUAAUCUUUUGCCUUCUGGAACUCCAAAAACAACCAUCAGGUCCACAUUUUGAAAGCCCAAUGCCUGGUACUUCAGCAAGGCAUCACACAAGGGUUACUCCAGCACUCCUGGGACGCGAGGCUGACGCUGCUGGACGUGGACGGUGUUCCCCACACCCCUGGGCAGCAGGGAAUAUUCAUCUGCACCCCACAUCCAGUUAAAGCUGGUCAUCAGCAGGACGGUGCAGACACCCGGUAAAUAUCGCCGGGCAGAGCCCCUGCGGCUGGAGGGGCUGCAGGAGCAGCUGUCACUUGGGCUCAGUCAGGCUGUGUCGUUUAUUCCAGUGUGGAAUUUGGCUCAAACCAGCCCAAAUGCCAAAGGGAACGAGAGGUUUGUUUAGAAGGUUGAGGAGAGCCAGGGGCUACAAGCAGCCAGUCUCGUUUCCAUAAUGGAUUAAUAAAUAUACAAACGUUAAGAAAGGUUUAAUGAGCUUUGCUUCCACAGGCUGAAGUCAUCUCUUACGUCUCUGGAAGAGCCAAGUAGCAGAAAAAUAAAAAUGAUCCAAUAGGAACAAUAUUCAUGAGUUUCUGAAAGAGCUUUUCAAAAGUUCUGCUGUGAACAGCUAAAAAUUAUGGUUGCACGAGGAAAAAAAUAAUCAUGGAAUAUUGAAGGCUUGAGCAGUAGGAGCAUGGGAAAUGCUCAAUAAAUGCAAGGAAACGUGUGAAAAACAAUUUUAUGUACAAAGCAAUAAGCUGUCAGGACUAUUACUACCUAGGAAAGAAAAUCUGAGGGUAUCACAGCCUGAAUUCUCUUACCCCUAGUAUAUUUAAAAAAAAACCCAGAAACUAUAGUCCCAAACCUUAUGGAAGGACUUCCAAGCAGAGAUCAAACAGACUGAGCCCCUCUGACAGACGACAUGAGUGAAGUCUGCUCAUUCACACCCAGCACAAAUAAGGUGGAAAGGGGGACAUUUUCACCAUGUCCUAAAAAAUGAGAGUGUAGGGUCACUAAGUGAAGUCUCAUUAGACACUUAUUUUUCACACAGCAAUUCCACUGCAGAACUCACGGUCAGGAUUGCCCAGAGAAGCUGUGGCUGUGGCUGCCCCGUCCAUGGCAGGGGUUGGAAUGAGAUGAGCUUUGACCUAAUGCCCCUUCCAACACAAACCGCUCUGGGAUUCGGUGAUCUUUCAGACCAGGCUACAUAAGUGCUCAAAAAGCAACUGAAAUGAUGGCAGGAAAGCCACUGAGAGCUUUUUAAAAUGCCAAAGCGCACUCAGGACACCUGUAACAGGCCAAUUUCCAAAUUUCUCACUCUUCAGGCAGAUACUCAACACCUGCCCUGGUUCAUGUAUUCCUUUCCCCAGCCACUGCCAGCGCCCCACACACCCAUGUUGGAAUAUCUGGAUUUCUGCUGGAACCCAUCAUCCAUCCAGCUUCUAUCGUGCCUAACACCCAAGAGACCCAAAGCGAACAAAUACACAGUUUAUGC
Messenger RNA from Hirundo rustica (Barn swallow), 3330 nucleotides. It is a transcript of the gene CDKN3, whose product is annotated as cyclin dependent kinase inhibitor 3. Gene Ontology annotation, cellular component: nucleus. The record is from RefSeq and is a predicted model, not a curated record. The transcript is spliced from 7 exons. NCBI's taxonomy places the organism in Eukaryota, Metazoa, Chordata, Aves, Passeriformes, Hirundinidae. Bases 27 to 815 code for a protein of 262 amino acids. Gene Ontology annotation, biological process: protein dephosphorylation. Gene Ontology annotation, molecular function: protein tyrosine phosphatase activity.